ACGCAGUCUAGUUGGCGGUGGCGGGAAGCCUCAUUUGUUCAAGAAACGAAAUAAGCUGUAAACUACUUUGAUCUCGACUUAUAUCGAUCUGGGGAGGCGUACAGAAUGUGGCGAUGCUUGAAGAACCUUUACCGCGCGAAGAAUUGUCGAUAGUGUACAUUUCUCACAUACCGGCAUUUAUUUUGCCAAGUCCAUUCAAGCACUUGGGUUUUUACGUGGGAGGCAGAACGGAGAAGACUCAAGUGAGUUUUUCGCCAGACAUCAACCACAGUCUGCGCAGGAAGUUGCGACGAUGCGAAGAAGAAAAGGAUGCAACGUGCUCAGCGCCUUGAUCAGGCGAGAAACGAAUUGUCGAAGAACAAACGAUCACGAUUUGUUGCUCUCCUACGUAGAAGAUGUUUCUGUGAUGUCCUGUAAUCGAACGGAGGAAUGUGAACUACCAGGAUCACCAAGGUCAACUUUCCUUGUCUGUUUCAGCCCUGAUAAGACCAAGAUGGCCUCAUCUCACGGGGAUCACACAGUGCGUGUAGUUGAUUGUAAGACCUUCAAAUGUGUGAAGACUCUAAAAGGUCAUCCUCGUACACCAUGGUGCAUCACAUUUCAUCCAUCUUCUGACCAAUUGCUGGCAUCAGGCUGCCUUGGAGGACAAGUCAGAGUUUGGAAUUUAGAGACAGGAGAAAGUGAAGUGUACACUCCCCCAGAUAAAGCUGUCAUAGCGUCACUGGCCUUCCAUCCCACAGAUCAUGUGCUGCUGAUUGCAACCAGUAACAAGUUGUUGUGUUGGAGCUGGGAUCAACCAGAACCAUUUGCUUGUAUUCAGACUGCUUCAAUUGAAGAAAAAGUCAGAUUGGUUGCAUUUUCUCCUCUGGGUGACCACAUUCUUACUGCAGUCACAAAUAUUGUAUCACAAAUGGAUGAUAACCCGAGGACAUAUGCUCCAAGUCGUUCUCCCGUCGUGAAUCGACUUCUUCAGUCAAUGGGAAACUCACGUGAACCAGGCGGUGAUAAUUUUUCUGCCCACGUGUUGCGUCCUUCUGCCGCGUCAAAUAGUCCUGCAACCUCAUCCUCUACGUCUACAAAUUCUGACUCAAUGCCCAAAUCAUCUAGUACUACGGGCUUAAAUUCACCUGGCUCUACGGAGAACUCAAAUUUGGAGCCUGUCACACGGGAAGGGGAAGCCAUUUCAAGCUCUAUAACCAGUCAAACUGAUGUCACUGAGGGUGACGUCACUGACAACGGUAACCAAGACUACAGAGGCGUGUUCGCCAUAUUUAGAGCUCGUGAUAACAACAUAUGGAAUUUCGAUGUAACCAGCGAAGCUUCACCUAGUGCUGUAUUAGACCAGGAACCGAACGCUGUAAAUUUUGACUCUGAUUCAAGUAAUGAAGGAGAGGGUGUUAGUAUGAGCUUAAGUACUGGUGAUACAGAUGUGUAUUCCGAUGUCGGUGAAGCGACUGCGAAUUCUGAUAGCAUCGAACAAUCCGUGCCUUUUGAGGCGGGCCCGCCUUCUGAAGAGGCCAGCGAUCGCGUGGUGGGAGUCGGGCGAGUUAUCAAUGUCGCGCCAAGCUCAUCACGGACUAGUUUUCUCUCGCAUGGCUCCAACCACAGUUCGAGUUUCGCAACUCUCGGCGGUAGCCCGGGAUAUGGGACUGCCGUCGCCACGGCAACGGCAAGGACGUUAAGGCACGUGCAUACAGCGGUGGUGGUCGCUGAUGGAACUAAUGGAGGGCCCCAGUUUGCUCUGAGGUCCGCUAUAAAUAGGGCCAUAGCUGGCGCCUUUGCGGGUUGCGGAGAAGGAGCCGUAGCAAGUAAUAUUAUCAACACUACUCAUCGUUUGCAGUGGUGGGACUUUUCUCAAGUGAAAUUACCAGACUUAAAGAAUAGUGAAUCUAACCUGAUCGCGUCAAGCUGUAAAAUUCACAACGACGCAAGCUGCGACAUUUCAAGCGAUGGAAAACUACUGGCCACGUUUGUACCUAGUACCCAAGGCUUCCCGGACGAUGGCGUAGUGGCGGUUUAUUCUCUUGAGAAAACCACUCUGGGACAUUGCGUCUUCUCAAAGAAAUUCGGUCCAAAUGCUAUCUCCAUCAGCUUGUCUCCCCGCAAUCGAUACAUUAUGGUCGGCCUAGCAGCUCGGAGGCUUCACUUGCAUCUCACAUCAAGACAGAUGGUGGCGCAAAUCUUUCGACUUACAAAGAAAGACAGUUCAUUUGAUGAAGCGAAGGUUGGUACAUUGUCGCCCAUUGUAAGCGUCAUGCAUGAAUGUGACGCUGAUCGACGAAGUCACGUGAGUGUCAAUGCUGCAUUCUUCCAUCCCCUGGUCGGGAAUGGAUUGGUUUACGGUACCAAUCGAGGUCAUCUGCACAUGCGCCAGUUUGGACCACGUCCCGCCUUCAGAUAUUCACACCUCACCACCUGAAUUAAUUCCCAUAUAUUCAGGAAUAUGGAGGCAUGACUGUCGCUUGGCCUGGAUGAUGCUUCAUUCACGCCACGGAUGAAGCCGAGAAACAAGUCUCGUUUGCUGUGACAUGCCUCACAGGACCAUGCGGGUGUCUACAAAAAACCUGCGACGUUGAAAAUUGAGUCGGGGUUGAUGUAUAUUCCGGCGCUGAGAGAAGGAAACGGUUUUCAAGGAAGAAUGUGACGGAGAGAGUCGAGUGUACCUGAGAGUAUAUCUCUCCCACCCACGCCCCCUCCCNCCC
Orbicella faveolata is the source of this 2702-nucleotide messenger RNA. RefSeq names its product activating molecule in BECN1-regulated autophagy protein 1A-like. Gene Ontology annotation, biological process: autophagosome assembly; mitophagy. Gene Ontology annotation, cellular component: intracellular membrane-bounded organelle; Cul4-RING E3 ubiquitin ligase complex. Gene Ontology annotation, molecular function: protein binding; ubiquitin-like ligase-substrate adaptor activity. Lineage: Eukaryota; Metazoa; Cnidaria; Anthozoa; Scleractinia; Merulinidae. The record is from RefSeq and is a predicted model, not a curated record.